AUGUGUUGGAGGAGUACAUGGAGGAAGAAGAGUGAAAGUGUCGAAAUCAUAGCGCAACCCGAAAAUUCGAAGGCACAAAAACUAAAAGUGGACGAAUUUUCAAUUCCAGUAAAAAUGUCUCCAGUAGCAGUUAUACACACAUCUUUUCCUAAAAAAGAUGCCGAUGAAUUGCCACGAGUAAAAGUAGUAGAAAUUGAAAAUAGAGGCAGUUCAAAAAUCAAUAAAGGAAUUAAAAGCAUAGUCUCAGAACUGAACACAUUGAAAGAUGUGCCUCAGUCAAUGCCAAUUGUUGACGUACAACACGACAAAACAAAGAAUGACAAGUUUUUUGCCAGUGCCGAACUAUUAUAG
Brugia malayi is the source of this 351-nucleotide messenger RNA. RefSeq lists its product as uncharacterized. The transcript has 5 exons. The record is from RefSeq and is a predicted model, not a curated record. NCBI's taxonomy places the organism in Eukaryota, Metazoa, Nematoda, Chromadorea, Rhabditida, Onchocercidae. Bases 1 to 351 code for a protein of 116 amino acids.